Sabethes cyaneus is the source of this 453-nucleotide messenger RNA. Its product is annotated as cytochrome c oxidase subunit 5A, mitochondrial-like. Gene Ontology annotation, cellular component: mitochondrial inner membrane. The record is from RefSeq and is a predicted model, not a curated record. NCBI's taxonomy places the organism in Eukaryota, Metazoa, Arthropoda, Insecta, Diptera, Culicidae. The transcript has a single exon. Bases 1 to 453 code for a protein of 150 amino acids. Gene Ontology annotation, biological process: mitochondrial electron transport, cytochrome c to oxygen.
AUGAUUCGUUCAGCAGCAACUCGGCUAAUUGUUUCGCUUCGUUCAUUUGGAGGUUUGAAUGGUCCAUUAACCGCUGGAGCUGUACGUUUUUCACACAGCAGUGAAACUGCUGAAGAUUUUGAUGCUCGCUAUGAAGCAUAUUUCAAUCGGCCAAAUAUCGAUCAUUGGGAAGCGAGGAAAGCAAUGAAUGAUUUGCUCGGUAUGGAUUUGAUUCCUGAACCAAAAAUUAUUGUUGCUGGUUUGAAGGCCUGUCGUCGUUUAAAUGAUUACGCACUUGCUGUUCGGUUUUUGGAAGGUUGCAAAGAUAAGUGUGGGGAUAAAGUGAACGAAAUCUAUCCAUACUUGCUGCAAGAGAUUCGCCCAACAUUAACGGAACUUGGCAUAGAAACUCCGGAAGAGUUGGGUUACGAUCAACCUGAGCUCGCUCUAAAGAGUGUCUACGACAUUCAUUAA